AUGGGUAAAAUUGUUGGUGUCGGUUUCCGUCCUAUAGAACAAGAACUCGUCGAUUUCUACCUCAAACACAAGUUGCUGGGUGAUGAUUCCCGUGUCGACGUUAUCCCUGUCAUUAACCUCUGCCAUGUGGAACCUUCGGAUGUACCAGGGAUACUUGCAAAAUCACGGAUUCGAUUGGUGACCCAGACUGGUUUUUCUUCAGUCCGGUUGAUUUCAAGUAUUCAAACAGAGCUGGAACACCAACACUCUCAUUGCCACAAAGAAGAAUCUUGUUUACUACAAGGAAGUGUUUCCUGUGGUGUCAAGUCCGACUGGGUUAUUCACGAAUAUCACGCUGUUACCUUUCAUGAAAGCGAGAAUGCUUUUGUGUUAUGCCGCUUGAUAAAGAAACCUGAGAAAAAAACUGAAGGAGGAACUGCUGCACUGAUAUGUGAUGAAGGGGAAUCCAGUAGAAGCGUGGUUUCUGACUAUGAAAAUCAGGCGAUAGCAGAAGGAGUUCCAUCCGGAGGUACUCUAACCGGAAUGGAAACAAUCUGUCACGUAACAUAUCAGGCAGAAAAAUGCAUCUCCCCUACAGAACCGUCACUAAUUGAAAUUGAGCAGGAUGACGAUGCCUAUUUUAGAAAUGAAAACAACAAUGGGCGGAGUCCUUCUGAAAUUAUGCAGAUUCCUUACGAAACUAUGCACACUCCUUGUGAAACUAUGCACACUCCUUAUGAAAUUAUGCAGAUUCUUGUGAAACUAUGCAGACUCUUUAUGAAACUUUGCAGAUUCCUUGUGAAACUAUGCAAAGUUCUUGUGAAAGUAUGCAGACUCCUUGUGAAACUAUGCAGACUUCUUUUGAAAGUAUGCAGACUCCUUGUGAAACUAUGCAGACUUCUUUUGAAAGUAUGCAGACUCCUUGUGAAACUAUGCAGACUUCUUUUGAAAGUAUGCAGACUCCUUGUGAAACUAUGCAGACUCCUUUUGAAAGUCUGCAGACUCCUUGUGAACCUGUACAGACUCUUUGUGAAAGUAUGCAGAUUUCUUGUGAAAGUAUGCAGAAUCCUUGUGAACCUAUGCAGAUUUCUUGUGAAACUAUGCAGAUUUCUCAUGAAACCAACCAAAUUCCUUUUGAAAUUUUGCAGUUUCUUUUGAAACUCCUUUUCAAACUAUGCAAACUCCAUUAGAAACUAAACAAAUUCUACCUAAACUCCCGAAUUCAUUAUUAGCCGAUGAAUAUUUAGUCACUCAAUCAAAGUCAUUGAAAAGGGCAUAUUGCGAAAGCUCUUAUAGAGAUGCAGAAGUCGUCCCUGAACGGGUAAAUAUUUAUUCUGCAAAGUCCAAAUAACAUUGAUGAGCGUAUCUCCUUUCGUUUCUGAACUUUCAUGCUGGUUUAGUAAGUUAAAAGUUGUAGUGUGCUUUAUGUUGAUUUGAAUUUGUCAUAUUUUUCACAAUAUAUAAGGAUUUUCUCGAGUAGAUUCUUGAAAGAUACUCAAGAAAAAUGCCUAGUUUGAGUUGGCUUUGAUGUGAUUCAUGAUCGAUUGAUGGGUUAUUAUGGAGACUAUAGGACUUGAGAACUGCACUAUUUUCUUGAAUUUGUUAUAUUGUUAUAGCACUUUUAGAAAUGAAUUCAUCUGUUUAUUUUCUUUUGAAACCAUUGCAGGACGCUAGUUUUGAG
This is a messenger RNA of Vigna unguiculata (cowpea), 1660 nucleotides long. RefSeq lists its product as uncharacterized. Gene Ontology annotation, biological process: regulation of DNA-templated transcription. The record is from RefSeq and is a predicted model, not a curated record. Lineage: Eukaryota; Viridiplantae; Streptophyta; Magnoliopsida; Fabales; Fabaceae. Gene Ontology annotation, molecular function: DNA binding.